CCUCCAGAUUUUCCUUUAAAACCCGCCAACUGCCUCACACUCUAGAUGAACAAGGGAACAAGACAGAGGAGAAACAGUCGAAUACUUUUUUUUGUCUAUUUAAAACCUAUUCAAUCGAGCAAAUCAAAGAGCUUCCGCUAAGCAGCAAUGAGUAGUACAUUUGGGUAUCGUAAAGAGCUUGAUAAAUAUGAAGAUAGUGAAGAUGAACUUCCGGCAUCGUUGACCUCCGAGGAGUUGCAGCAGCUAGAAAGGGAACUUGAAGAUAUCGACCCGGACGAUAACGUACCCAUUGGAUUACGACAGAAAGAUCAAACUGAGAAAACCCCCACUGGAACAUUUAGUAGAGAGGCACUGAUGAAAUACUGGGAAAAUGAGACACGGAAGCUUCUUGAAAAUGAAAGAACAGCUUUUGGAAAAAGCAAGGAAAAAAAUAAGGAGGAGACAUCUGCUGCCACAGAAACUGAGCCGACCACUGAAAGUAAUAGUGAAGUCUCAGAAGGAGCAAAUACAGAUUACGAGGAAGAGGAUGACAUGGAGGAUGAGAGUGAUGAAGAAAGUGAAAACCCGGUUACUGAAGAUGAAGAUUUGGAUGAUGGCGAUAGUGGUUUAGACAGCAAGUCAUCUUGUAGCCAUGAAGAGACAUCCAAUGGCUUCAAUACUCUCUUUGAUGUGGUGAAGCCACCAGACAGUGAAAGCUCAAAACCAGAUGAAACAGAAGACAUUAAAAGUUUCACCAAAUCAGCAAGGGGGAAAUUCAACAGUAGUUGAUGAAAUUCUUGAAAAGAUAAUAAGCAAUGAUCCUGACACCAACAAAGUAGUUCUUAAUAAUAUUGAGAAUAUUAGUAAAGAAGUACUUAUUAAUU
Polypterus senegalus (gray bichir) is the source of this 863-nucleotide messenger RNA. RefSeq names its product leiomodin-2-like. Gene Ontology annotation, molecular function: tropomyosin binding. Lineage: Eukaryota; Metazoa; Chordata; Cladistia; Polypteriformes; Polypteridae. Gene Ontology annotation, biological process: muscle contraction; pointed-end actin filament capping; myofibril assembly. Gene Ontology annotation, cellular component: myofibril; striated muscle thin filament. The record is from RefSeq and is a predicted model, not a curated record.